UGUCGAUGGCUGAGGCCGGAAGUGACAAAUCCGAGGCCAACUUCACCGGCCUGCAGUGUGCAGCCAUGUCUACGGUCUGACUAACGACCUGUCAUCUCUUUUCCUUAAAAACAAGACUUGUUUCUGGGAACAGCGUAAGAAAUGGGAACGUUUUUACCACGGCGGCGCAUCUCACAGUGAGUUUCUGAACAGGUGAGGCGACGCCAUGAUCCCGGUUCCCUGCGCCAGCUGAAGACGCGCGCGUGUGUGACCUCAAAGCCGCUGUCACCAUGGGGACGACGACGAGCGAGCCGUGCAUCUACGACAAGCUGUCCGAGAGCAUCGACAUCCUGCGCCAGUCGGGCUACCGCUACGGCAUGUCGGAGAGGGAGAUCGAGAGGUUCAUCAAGCAGGUCCUGGAGACCAACGAGCCCAGAACGGAGCCCCCACAGUUCCCCAUUCUUAGAGCCACCAUUAAGUUUCUGGUGGCUGUGGGCUUCCUGCUGGUGGUGGUGCUGGCCUUCACCUACCCGCAGAGCUCCCCCCAGCUGGGACUGGUGAAUCUGGGCUGUUGCAACUGGUCGUCGCCCCUCAGCCACGUCCGCCUGCUCUCCCUUCCUAUUGCCAAGAAGUACAACCUGCAAGGUUUUCAUGAGUGGUGGAGCGCUGGUUCUCUCAGGCAGAGUCUGGUGAACUGUUCCGGCUGCGCAGAGAUCUCCUCGGUGCUGGAAGUCCCCGAGACCCUCAGGGGGACGGUGACUCUGCGACGGGGGCCCCAGCUGGUGCUGCUGAAGGGCGGGGAGUCCCUCAGCAUCCAGCGGCAGCAGCUGGAGGAGCUCUACUUGGCCCAUUCAGGCUCCAUGUCCAUUCUGCUGGAGGAGGACGACGGCGUGCACAACGACAACCUCGGCCUCCCUCAGGGACCUGCAAACUUCACCCUGCUCUGGAGGUUCAGUUCUGGAACCAGAGAAAAGGUGCUGAGAUGGCUGUUCCCCAAGGCGGAGCUCUGCCCCCUGCUGGACAGCGCCGGGACCAUCCUGCAGCGAUGCCUGGUCAUCCAUAGCACAAACUCUCAGAGCAAGGGGGUCCGGGUGCUGGGUUGGCUGGUGGUGGGAGAGGGGCUGCCAUCGGUUCGAGUUGUGCCUGUUCAGCGGUGCCAGAAACACUGCAGCUCCUUCAACCUCUGGCUUUCGCCCGGAGACAUGGUGUACGCGGACCCUCGAUACUGGCAGAUGGAGCUGUUCCCUGGACGUGGCCAGAACAUCAUCUGCGACGGGACGACCUUUUAGCCUUCAGACGGGGCCGAGCUCAGGACCCGGGACACGACACACAAAGCACCUUUGAAUGUUUGUGUUUGGAGCUUACUGGCCUCUUUGUGCCCAUUGUCUGCCCGUUGUUGCCUUAUAACACCAACAAUGUUUUGUUUAUAGCGCCUUUCUGCUCUGGUAAUCCUCUGAGAACUGAAACCAACUGCACAAAAAGAGGGCGGGGUGGGGGGGCGGGGGGAGAGAACCUCCUGCAGAGUCUUCUGAGGGUCAGAGGAAUAAAGAAAGACUUGUUCUUUAGCUGAAGUGCUGAAAAAUCAUCUGCGCUCAUGCCACAGCUUCUAGCUGAUUUCUAGCAAUCAAGAAAUCUUUAAAUAUUAUUGGUGGUGAAGGGAGAAGGUAAUGACACUGGUCCCAGACCCAGGAAUCACUGCCACCAUCUACAUCCUGUUCAGUGACUUUAAACCAUUUCUGUUGCAUUCAGAUCCCCCCCCCCCCCCGUGUAAGAAUAAUAAACAGGUGCGAUUAAGAAUGGGAAGAAUGAGUUUCUUUUGUGUGCUACAGUCAGAGAAUGUGUCCAGAAGUGCUGACCUACCUUUGUUAUGCAGACACUAAAAAUCAGGCAAGCUCCUCCUGUGAUAAGUUCAUCUGUGAUUUUAUUUAGGUUGCUCCUAAUCUUUAACCCGACGUGUAAACAAUCCAGCUCCAGGACUUCGUCUCCUCUUUUUUCGAUGCAACCUUUCUACCUGCAUAACGACGGGGUCAUCGGCGUGCGACGGACGCCGACCCCGAACCUUCAGACGUUCACCCAGGCAUCAUCUCCUAUGUGCCAUACCGCAUUCAUCGGAUGCAUCCACCCUUGAACCAUUUACCAGCUCGUAACAUACAUUUGCUGCUUCACCUCCUGAGCUAGUUCCCAUUUAAAGGGCCAGUUCAAUGUUUUCUGUUUUUUUUUUUUUUUUUUCUCUUGCAGUCUGUGCUUGCAGGUCAUAUCCAAAUACGGCUGCAUUUUUUUUUGCAGUAUUUUACAAUGUAAAAAAAUGGUUUUCUGCAUUAUUUACGUUAUGUAUAUUCAUACAGUUACAUUAAACGAGGAGGUAAGAAAUGUAACGUGCUGUUUAAUCAUAAGUCAAAUGCAGCCAAUAUUCUGUGUGUAAUUAGGACAGAAGUUUAAGGUGUAAAAUUAGCCUCAGUGACAAUAGGGGAAUUCAGAGUUUAUGGCUCAUACUUUCAGAGCGUUAACAGGGAAUGUAUAAGUUUGACGGGUUCUCCUGCAGAACAUGUAUCUGAAACUUUCUGUUCCCUUCUUGAUCGGAGGCGGAAAUGAGAACCGACCCCCUGACGAGAUGUUACGUUGCCAGAGCGCAUCAAGCAGGAAACAUGUUUGAUUCUACUUGUUUUACAAAGCUGCUGCUCCUCCAGUUUCCGUGUGCUUAUUUAUUGUUCGGACUGUAUACAUGUAUACAAAUCUUUGAUUUUUAAUACAGAUAUGUUGUAAUAUAUGUUUGAUUAUUAUUGUUACUGCUGAGCUUUAGGAUGAAAUGACAGCAGAGGGUAUAUUUUAUGUAUGACCAAGAAUUAAAAGUUUUAAUCAUG
Messenger RNA from Fundulus heteroclitus (mummichog), 2840 nucleotides. RefSeq names its product chromosome unknown C6orf89 homolog (gene cunh6orf89). The transcript has 8 exons. NCBI's taxonomy places the organism in Eukaryota, Metazoa, Chordata, Actinopteri, Cyprinodontiformes, Fundulidae. Gene Ontology annotation, cellular component: Golgi membrane; nucleolus. The coding region runs from base 270 to 1268 and encodes 332 amino acids. The record is from RefSeq and is a predicted model, not a curated record.